This is a messenger RNA of Soboliphyme baturini, 993 nucleotides long. The record is from the annotation of a GenBank genome assembly. Lineage: Eukaryota; Metazoa; Nematoda; Enoplea; Dioctophymatida; Soboliphymatidae.
AUGGAACCAUAUUGUGGCGAGCGGUCGUCGGAGAAGCAUGCCAACUCGGUCGCUUACCUCGACCUUAUGCUAACCAGUCAAGAUACGUCGCAUGUGAGCAACCGCAAGAAGGCUCAGGGUCUUGGUCCUGAAAUUACUCACAGGAAAGACAAAGGAAUAUGGAUUAUAAAGGAGUGUCCCUCAGGUAUGGAGUACGACGAGGUAGCCAUGACCUGUGUGCCGAAGUCGCAGUUACAGAUCCGGCAGCGUUCGUACUCUCGCUCGAAGCUGUCGCUCAUGAUCAGUCCCAACGUAUUCUGUCCUUGCUCCGGCAUGGUUUGCAUCUGCAGCCAACCUCAGGUCGUUCAACCGAUCAUGUCCUCGACCGCGUGUUACGGAAUCUCGUGCACGUUCCAGCAGCAGAUGCAAAUGCAGACGUUCCCCAUUUACCAGCCAAUGUCAUGCGUGAACGUACCGAUGAUGACGUACAACGUGCGGAUUGGGCAGAUUUGCAAUUGGAUCGGGGCACCGCUGGUUCCGUGCUACAACAACCCCAGCUGCUACAUGCAAUGCAUGCCAUCGUCGUCCUCCUGCGGCACGUGGAUGCCGACGCAGUGCCCGUACAACAUGGUGUUCAACAUCGUCACUCAGCUGUGCGUCUAUCAAACUACGACCAUAUCCGGAUAUUCGUCCGGUCCGUACGGCUACCAGAACCCGUACAUAUUCCGACGUUCGAUGUCUGUGAACAAAGACCUGUCGAAGUCAACGGCCGACGACCAGAACACGAUUGUCACGUGCAUGGCGGAUGAUGUCUACGGUCCGUGUAACGCCAACCGUGAGUGCCCUGGCUUCGCCACCUGCGUAUGGGUUCCCUCGAACGCCACGACGGCAAAGGAUUCACGAACGAUAACUGGUCUCAGCGGCAGUCAGAAACAUCAAGUUUUGGCGGAAGUUCAGAACCAGUCGUUGGGACAGUUCGUUUGCUGCCACACGUCGAAUCCGUCUUAUUGGUAG